Messenger RNA from Sorex araneus (European shrew), 1230 nucleotides. RefSeq names its product corticosteroid-binding globulin-like. Gene Ontology annotation, biological process: negative regulation of endopeptidase activity. The record is from RefSeq and is a predicted model, not a curated record. Bases 1 to 1230 code for a protein of 409 amino acids. Gene Ontology annotation, molecular function: serine-type endopeptidase inhibitor activity. Lineage: Eukaryota; Metazoa; Chordata; Mammalia; Eulipotyphla; Soricidae. The transcript has 4 exons.
AUGCGGCUCGCCUCCUUCGUCUCCCUCCUCUGUCUGCUUCUCAAGGGCUUUCAGACCAUCGAGGCCACAGACACAAGCAACGACGAACAUUAUCGGCGCCUGGCUCCAUACAAUGCCGACUUUGCCUUCCGUCUGUUUAAGAACCUAGCAACCUUGGAUCCCAACAAGGACAUCUUGAUCUCCCCUUUAAGUGUCUCUAUGACGUUGUCUAUGCUGACUCUGGGUGCCUGCAACGACUCGAGCAGUCAGCUGUUCCACAGCCUGGGCUUUGACCUCAGCGAACUAGCGGAAUUGGAUAUCCAUGAGAGUUUCCAGCAACUUUCUGAACUCCUCAGGGAGUCAGACAGCAGCCUGAAGAUGAGCAUGGGCAGCACCUUGUUCCACAAUCAGAACCUGGAUAUCAUGAAAGAGUUCCCAGUCGACGUCCAGCGCUUCUAUGCCAUGGAAAACUUGCCGUUAGAUUUCGAGGCCUUGACGACACCCAGCAGUCAAAUCAACGAGUAUCUGAAAGAGAAAACACAGGGGAAAACCUCAGACUUAUUCUUGGAGAUCGAGAGCCCAGACACCCUCAUCCUGAUCAACUACGUCUUCUUCUCAGGCACAUGGGAAAAGGCCUUCAAUCCAGAAGACACCAGGUUAGCGGACUUCUUUCUGGAUGACGGGAGCAUCGUGCAGGUGCCCAUGAUGUUCCAGUCGAAUGAAUUCAAGUACUUGUAUGACUCAAGGUUGGAAUGCUUUGUGGUGCAGCUGGAGUACAUUGGCAGUGCAGCUGCCUUCUUCAUCCUCCCCAACAGCAAGAAGAUGGACACAGUCAUCCAGGCGCUGAGCCGAGACACACUUCACAAUUGGGGGCUGUCCGUGAUGAGCAGUAAUUUGGACCUCUACAUCCCCAAACUCUCCCUGUCUGGCAUCAACGAGCUCGAUGAAAUCCUGACGGCCUUGGGCCUCGAAGAUUUAAAGGCCAACCAUACACACCCACACGAAAACAAGAGCACAGUCCAGAAAGUUACAAAGAUGAUAUACAAGUCCGAUCUGCAACUCAGUGAGAAUGGCCAGGCCGCUCCCGCCAAGGUCUCCAGCAGUAUAGAAGGCCGCAAGACUCCCGAAAUUCACUUCAACCACCCCUUCAUCAUCAUGGUCUUCGACCAUACCUCAUGGAGCAGCAUUUUCCUGGCCAAGGUCAUGAACCCACUGAACCACGUGGCCACCGGAAGCCAUGCUGCCUACUGA